Messenger RNA from Salvia miltiorrhiza (redroot sage), 1605 nucleotides. Its product is annotated as D-cysteine desulfhydrase 2, mitochondrial. Bases 64 to 1386 code for a protein of 440 amino acids. The transcript is spliced from 8 exons. Gene Ontology annotation, molecular function: D-cysteine desulfhydrase activity. The record is from RefSeq and is a predicted model, not a curated record. Lineage: Eukaryota; Viridiplantae; Streptophyta; Magnoliopsida; Lamiales; Lamiaceae.
UUUCUUGAGAAGUUGGAAUAUCUACAAAGACACUCCGCCAUCUUCGUGUUUUGAAGCGAAAACAUGGGACUUCAAAUAUUGGCCCGAAAUUCUGCAAUUUCAACUGUCAAAAACGGGUACUUCCCCAAUACCUACCAGGAUGUCUUGAAGCAUUAUCUGGUAAAUGAUGAAUCAGUGUUAAAAUUAUUUGACAGAAGGUGGGCAUUGAGCUGCCCUGAUGCCAAAAUCAAUCAGAUAAUGAUUUCAAACCGCAAGGGAGGCGGAUCAGUUCGCGAGGGAACCAGUUCAUAUCGAAACAUCACCCUACCAUGCCUUGGUGAAGGCAUGAUUGGGAAUAAGAAGAAUUUUUCAUCAUUCUAUGUGGUGAGGGAUGAUUUGUUGCAUCCUCUGGUAAAUGGUAACAAGUCGAGGAAAUUAGAUGCAUUGCUUCCUGUUCUUGAAGAUAAUGCUGUGACUGGAGUGGUUACCUGUGGAGGCUGCCAAAGUGCACAUGCUGCUGCAGUUGCCGUGUCUUGUGCUGAAAGGGGAUUGAAGGCGCACAUACUUCUUCGAGGAGAAGAACCUGAAACUCUAACUGGUUACAAUCUUGUUUCUAAACUGUAUGGGGAUGUGGUUUAUGUUCCAAGAUCUGUGUAUGCCAAAAGAGAAGAAAUGCUUGCAAAGCAUGCGGAGUCGAUUGUAGGCGCUGAUGGAUCUAUUUUAUGGCUUAAUGAUGUUGUGGAGGCUUCUGUCAAACAUCAUGAAUCCACGGUACAGAACUUUCCAGAAGCAGAUCUCGUUAACUGUCACAAAAAACCUGAGAAAGUUGCUAUUAUAAAUGAAGGUGCAGGAGACGCAGUAGCCUUGUUAGGUGUUAUGCGACUGAUAAAAUACUUAUCCCAGAAGCAUUUGUUUGGGAAAGAGCAGGCCAUGAAAAUCGUUGUAGAUGCUGGCACCGGGACAACAGCUGUUGGUUUGGCUCUUGGGGCUCUAUCUUUAGGGCUUCCGUGGGAGGUGACUGCCGUGAUGCUGGCUGACAAAAUCGAGGGCUACAAAAGAAAGGAGAAGAAUUUGAUAUCUGAGUUCCUUAGAAUUUAUACAUCAUCUCCUGAGGUGAUAGCUCCAUGUGAAGGAAUUGGCGGAAUCGUGCAAUGGGUAGAGCGCCGAAUACCUAGAAAGUUUGGAAAUAUACUAAAAGGGGAAGUUGAGGAAUGUCGAAGAAUAGCACAAGAGACCGGUAUCCUUGUGGAUCCGAUAUACACUCUGGCUGCUUGGGAUCUUGCAACUCAGCUCAGCCAGAAUGAGGAACAAGACACCAAAAUCGCGAUGCUGCACACCGGAGGGACACUUGGAAUGUUUGGACUCGCGCAGCGUUACAACUCUUACUUCCGAAUGCCUGCACAAUGAUGCCAACUCCAGCCAUAUUAUAAAUUUUGAUUUAUCUAAACAUAUUCUUAUAUGUGUGUCUAACUGUCUAUAUAUGUACAUAUGCUGCAUACAUUUUUGGGGUGCUAGCUGCCUAAGUUGUUAUAAAUGGCUAAUCUAAUCUCUAUCAAGAAUAUUAUUGAAAACAAUGGAAAAUGUUACUAGUUUUUUUUUUUUAUAGAUAAACAAGUCAUGAAUGAA